AUGGGCCGGGGGUCUCCGAGGGCGCCAGGGGCGCCGCCGGCCUGGCUGCUGCUGCUGCUGCUCCUGCUACCGUGGUCCGUGUGGGGGGCCCAGGCGUUCCGCGGAAACUCCCCCGGAGAGCCAGUCACCCCUCACUGGGUCCUGGACGGAGGAGCCUGGCGCGUGGUCACCCUGGAGGAGCCGGCCCUGAAGCUCGACACGGGGCUGGUAGCCUUGGAGGCUGGAGGCCAGGAGCUCCUCCUGGAGUUGGAGAAGAACCACAGGCUGCUGGCCGCAGGAUACACAGAAACCCACUACAGCCCUGACGGGCAGCCAGUGGUGCUGGUCCCCAACCAGAGGGAUCAUUGCUAUUACCAUGGGCGUGUGAGGGGCUUCCCCGACUCCUGGGUAGUCCUCAGCACCUGCUCUGGGAUAAGGGGUCUGAUCACGCUCCGGAGCAAUGUCAGCUAUUAUGUGCAUCCCUGGCCAGCGGGGGCCGCCGAGGGUGUCUCCACCCACAGGAUCCUCUGGACAGAGCAGCUGCUUAGCUGGAAAGGGGUCUGUGGCCAGAAGGAUCCUGAAGACAAAAGGAACGUGACCAGCCGUUCUCCUGCCGCCCAGAUCAGGGACUGGCGGGAGGCCCAGCGAAGCCCGAAGUUCCUGGAGCUGUACAUCGUGGCGGAUCACACGCUGGUGAGAGGAGACUCCAGGGGGCUGGCGGCUCCGAGGGGCCAGUCAGCCUGUCACAUCACCACUUUGCUGCCUUCCCAGUUUGUGACCCAGCACCGGGACUUAAACCACACCAAACAGCGGCUUCUGGAGAUCGCCAACUACGUGGACCAGAUUCUCAGGACCCUGGACAUCCGGGUGGCGCUGACUGGCCUGGAAGUAUGGACCGAGCAGGACCAGAUCCGCAUCACGCCGGACGCCAACAGCACGCUCUGGGCCUUCCUGCAGUGGCGCCGGGGGCUGUGGGGGCGGCGGCCACACGACUCCACGCAGCUGCUCACGGGCCGCGCCUUCCAGGGCGACACCGUGGGCCUGGCCCCCGUGGGAGGCGUGUGCCUCGUGGAGAGCUCUGGAGGCGUAACCGCGGUGAGCCCCGUGGGGCCGGACCCCGGACCAGCGCGGGAGUGGGGGCCGUGUCCGCAGCCCGCAGUGACCGUCCCCGCGCCCCCGCAGGAUCACUCGGAGCUCCCCGAGGGCACUGCAGCCACCAUGGCCCACGAGAUAGGCCACAGCCUGGGCCUCAGCCACGACCCCGACGGCUGCUGCGCAGAGGCGGCAGCGGAGCCGGGCGGCUGCGUCAUGGCAGCAGCCACUGGGCACCCGUUCCCCCGCGUGUUCAGCGCCUGCAGCCGCCGCCAGCUGCGCGCCUUCCUCCGCGCGGGCCGCGGCCCGUGCCUCUCGGACGCGCCGCGCUCGGGGCUGGUGGCGCGGCGGCCGCGCUGCGGGAACGGCUUCGUGGAGGAGGGCGAGGCUUGCGACUGCGGCGCCGGCCAGGAGUGCCCCGACCCCUGCUGCGUCGCCCACAACUGCUCGCUGCGCGCGGGGGCCCGAUGCUCCCGCGGGGCCUGCUGCGCCAGCUGCCAGCUGAAGCCUGCGGGCACGCCGUGCCGUCGGGCUGCGGGAGAUUGCGACCUCCCCGAGUUCUGCACGGGCGCCUUUCCCCGCUGCCCCCCGGACCUGCACCUGCUGGACGGCUCGCCCUGCGCCGGCGGCCGGGGCUUCUGCCGGGACGGCGCGUGCCCCACGCUGGAGCAGCAGUGCCAGCAGCUCUGGGGGCCUGGCUCCCGCCCAGCACCGGAGGCCUGUUUCCAGGUGGUGAACUCGGCCAGAAACGCCCAUGGCAACUGCGGAAGGGAUGCCGAGGGCAACUACGUGCCUUGUACGCAGAGGGAUGCGCAGUGUGGGCAGCUGCAGUGCCAGGGCGGGGAGCAGAGCCCGCUGGCGCCGCACACGAUGCCGGUGGACUCUACCCUCCGCCUGGACGGCCGCGAGGUGACUUGCAGGGGAGCCUUCCCGCUACCGGGGGCCCAGCUGGUCCCGCCUGACCUGGGCCUGGUGGAGCCAGGCACCCAGUGUGGACCCGCCAUGGUGUGCCAGGACGGGCGCUGCCAGAACACUACCUUUCAGGAGCUGGAGCGCUGUCUGGCCGCCUGCCACGGCCAUGGGGUUUGCAACAGCAACCAUAACUGCCACUGUGAUCCUGGCUGGGCUCCACCCUCCUGCGACCAGCCCGGGCCGGGGGGCAGCCUGGACAGCGGCCCUGUGCAGCCGGAAAACCACGACGCCUUCCUGCUGGCGGUGAUCUCCAGCUUCCUUCUGCCUCUGCUACCCGGGGCCGGCUUGGCUUGGUGCUGCUGCCGGCAGCGGGGAUCCCAGCUUCAGCGAUGCCUGCGGGGCUCAGGGAGGGACAGUAGGCCCAACGAUGGCCCAUGCAGGGAUCACCCGCCGGCCAGGGCUCAGCGCCUGGAGCUGGGCCCGAUGACCACUGGAGAGCCCCGCCCCUCAGCACUGAGAUCCCUGCCAGAGCCCAACAGCCGCCUUGAGAACCCUGUGCCCUGUGGCCCUACCUGCAAGCAGGUCAAGUCCAGAAGCCAAGAUCCUGCCUCUGUUGAGAAGGGGAUCCGGGGAUGAGGACACUUAAAAACAGGUGGCUACUGGCACUUGGACCGUAAGUCAGCUGGCCUGUACCUUCAGGCAGCUGGCAAGUUUCUUCCCCAAGUUACAUCUGCCCUACCCACUCCCGGACCCCAGAAGCUCAUCAGAGUUUGCCCAGUGCUCUCUCUGCUCUUUAGGGCUGGAUCAUGCCAGCCCAAGAAUGCAUCUGUUCUGUAAAAUUUCCCAGGUCUGAGAGACCAAAGGAAGAGGCUGACAACACUGUCAUUACCAGAGCUUAUUAAGGGAACAUGUACAAGGUACAUCUUGAGCAGCGGCAAGACCAAGUGGACAUCCACCACGCCAUGCGGCAGCCGCUAAGGGGCUGUGUAAGACGGGCAGGAUGGGCAGGGGUACUGGGCGUAACCCACCCAGGUAAGGGGGAAAGGCCUUACACACUAAAAAUCCAUGAUGAACAAACUAUUGACCUUUUUAAGUAAAGAUGGGAUCAAUAACAGUGCCACCCCAAGCCAGGUGGGAGCCAGAGGCAAAAGGGAAAGUCAGCCAUGGUGAUCCUGUGGCAAGUUCUCUCUCACCUCAUCCUGCAAUAGAAUGGCAACUUGUAAGAUCUCCUAAGAUUCCAUGACUGGCACAUGCUACUUACCAUAAUGCUCUGUGGUUCCAGGGAUUAAGAAAAAAAAAAAAAUCCACUUAAUGGGAGGAGUG
Molecule: messenger RNA, 3306 nt
Organism: Pipistrellus kuhlii (Kuhl's pipistrelle)
Lineage: Eukaryota; Metazoa; Chordata; Mammalia; Chiroptera; Vespertilionidae
Gene: ADAM33
Product: ADAM metallopeptidase domain 33
Biological process (GO): proteolysis
Molecular function (GO): metalloendopeptidase activity
Source: RefSeq, a predicted model, not a curated record